Bombyx mandarina (wild silkworm) is the source of this 1267-nucleotide messenger RNA. RefSeq lists its product as uncharacterized. The record is from RefSeq and is a predicted model, not a curated record. Lineage: Eukaryota; Metazoa; Arthropoda; Insecta; Lepidoptera; Bombycidae.
GAGCCUGUCCACCCAUCUAAGCAAUAAAAUAAAAAAAUCCACUUCUGACAGCAAAUUGCUUUUGUGUAAAAACCUAAAUUAAAGAUUUGGCUGUAUGUAUGGUGCGUUACCUUCGUCUUUCCUGUUUUAAAAAAAAAAAUGAAAGCGUAAAUAAACAAAUAAGUAAACUCAAACUCAAAUUGAUAGAAUCUAAAGCACUUGUACAAGAAAAUUACUUAACUAUUACAUAUAUACAUUUUACAUAAAACCCAAGCUUAACAGUAGCGUCAUCUACAUCUACAUCAAGGUGAAUUGUACAUAUUUCAUAAUGAACGAAUCGUUUUUAAAUCCUAUUCCGGAACCUAAGAAGAUUGGUGUUUGGGCAGAAGGGACUCACAUAGAAGCAAAGGAAUUUAUGAUAUCAAACAAAUCACCUGAAUCAACUGACGAUAUUCCUACAAUACCAGACUUAGAUGAUCUACAAGAUAUAUUGGAGAAGGAAAUAUCAUCACUACCAGUACCUACGCAGAAAAACACAGAAACAGUAAACACUUUGACUGAAGUUGGAGGAGGUAUCAGUGGCUCUGCAGACAGCAUUGAAGGGGUGCUUGAAGUACUCAAAACAUAUAUACCAAAGGUGGAGUCAGACAUCGCAGAUACUGUGUGGACAGUAGAUUCGUUACUCAUGCAGUUAGCUGAAGAAUACCAGGAAGGCAAUUCAAACUGAUGUUUUGCAUCACUGUUACCAUUCCACAUUUGUUUACAGUUGGAUAUACCAACACUAAAACACCGAACUAAAUUCCCUUCAGCUCAUCUAGUUUUCAUUAUAUCAAGCAGAUUGUGGAUCAACCACCAAAACCAUAGUGAAAAUCACUUUAGGAGAUUGUUAGACUUUCAUUUUAGCAGCAGGUAAUUAAAUAUCAAACAUAAACAAAUUCCAAAAACCUAUUGGAUACUGACUGCAAUAUCUGUAUCCAACUUGUAUCAAUCAACAUUUAUAUUUUUAACCCUUGAUGUAUUGAAAUAUAGAAUCACGAAAUUUAAUGUCAACUAUGGUUACUCUAUGUGAUUUUACAUGAAAACGUGAAUUAUAGUGGUUAUUGCAGAAUUUAUCGGUAGGCAGCAGGCUGGCUCUGCACCUCGUGAGGAGGCAAUCUCCUCCCGGUAAUGGUCACGGGGCGACCUGAGGGGGUUGAGGCUGCACCGCACGCUACCAUCACUCUAACGCGCUGGCAUCAAGAUGGGACGACGCGUCGUCGGCAGCGCUCUGCGUUGCUGUCGCUGUCGU